Messenger RNA from Argiope bruennichi, 2351 nucleotides. RefSeq lists its product as uncharacterized. The coding region runs from base 72 to 2231 and encodes 719 amino acids. Lineage: Eukaryota; Metazoa; Arthropoda; Arachnida; Araneae; Araneidae. The record is from RefSeq and is a predicted model, not a curated record. The transcript is spliced from 6 exons.
AUCUAUACAAACAUCGAAGACUCACCCAAAACACUAGCGUUACCCAAAACAACUCUCAUCUACAUAAAAUUAUGGCUGCUCAAAAUACAUCCCCAAGUUCCAGAAAUUCAGAUUCUUCAGAAAUUCAUGAUAUACCUAUAGUUCCACCUCGACCAAUUGCUCGAAAGGAAUAUAAAGAAGUUGUCCCUGAUAUAUCUGUGGUAUCUGAUAUUGCUGACAAUGGAUCAAAACAAAAUUUUCAAAGGGAUGAUCCCAGACCUCAUACUAGGUCAAAAUAUUUUCAACUUCAAUCAGAAUUAAAAAGUGAUAUGCUUGCAAAAAGCAAUCUCUUACUAUCUACACCAGACAAUCUAUUACACAGAAAUAUAAAUCAUACAUCUUAUGAACAACAAUUAGAAAUUGAUUCCGGUGUUGCUAAGAGAAUUAAAGAUAUUACCAAAAGAACUAAUACAAUCUUGGAUCAUAAUACUAUAUUGCCAGUUAAGAUAUAUUUCAAUCCUGCUUGUCCAUCUUGCAUAACAAAUUGUACUGGAUUGACCAAUAAAGGGCAUAAUGGUAUACAACAUGUGUUACCAAAAAAUAGUUCAUCAGUUCUGUUAGCUGUAGAUAGUGAACAAUCUGAUAAAGAUUUGGGAUGUAAAUCUGAAGAUGGAGAUAUUAUUUCAAAUAAAACAUGUUGCAAACACAUAGAAUCAAACGUUACUGCCAAUUCCAGUCAUAAUUGUAUUAUCUAUAACCAUACUCAGCUUCCAUGUGCAUCAAAUUCAAAAGAGCCAGAAAUGCUUCAAGUUAUGGAUAUUCCAGAUUGUUGUUGUUCUAAAGUUCAGAAUUCUAAAUUGAAAAAAAGUCUCCCCAAAUGUGAAAGGCACACUUCUUCAGAUUCUGGAUUAGGGGAGUCCAAAAAAUCUGAAGAAACUUCUGAGAAAGAAAUGGUAGAUAAAAAUGCAAUAAAAAACAGGAACAUUUUGUGUCCAACUUGUUGGAAGAAAACGACUUGUACAUGUAAUUUUUCAUCAAAAAAAUAUAAUGCAAAUUCAUUAAAACAAAGUGAUGAAUCCGUGCAGAUAACUGAAAAGUUUUUUGGUAGUACAAAUCUUCAUGCAUCUUCUGAUGAAUUAUCAAGCAUUUGGGAAUAUCUCAAGCAGCAAGAUGAGAAAAUUGAUUUGAUUCAUAAAAAAGUUUCGAAUUUUUUAUCCCAGCAUGAAUCAUGCUGUUUGGCACACCCAGAAGAAGAAAAUAUGCCUAAAGCAACAGAAAGUGACAUACCUUACAUUCUCAAUAUUUUAGAGGUACAUAGUGAUAAAAUCAGAGAGCUGCAAGAUCAAAUAAAUACAUUAAAAUCAAAUGAGCAAAAAUCUUUUGCUAAUAAUAACAAAGUUGAUGAAUCUAUAUUAAAUCAAGCACAAACUAUAAACUGUGCUGAUGUAGAAACCUGUAAUGAAGACAUUCAUGUGCCAUGUUCUCAUAAUGUAAUAUGUCAUGAACAAAGACAGAAAGUAACACAAACAUCAACCAGUACUAUGACCAGUUUCGCUAUUGAAAAUAAUGAUAAACUUGUUUAUCAUAAACAACUGACUGUAGUUGCUGAUGUUAAAAGGGAGAAAAAAGAUUCUUCAUCUUUACAAAAAGAACAUGAUUCUCCUACAACUGUGAAUGCAAAUUCCCAUAAAAGAAAAUCCCAUAAACUCAAGUGUUCUCCACGGUUGAAAGGCAAAACAAAUGCAUCAUCAAACAGUUCAUCAGAUGCACCAGAUUAUAAUGAUAAUCAAGUGCUAAAAACUUCUUAUAAAAGUGAAAGGAAAUCUAAGCGUGCUUCAACAGGAAAUAAAGUACCAGAUGAGAGGCAUGUUAAUGAUUCGACAAUGAAAGAUAAUAAUGUGAAAGAACGAAAGAAUUCCCCCGCACUGAAAACCGAUGCUCUUAAAUCACAUUCACGAUCUUCUAAACAAAAGCAGAAAAACAAUACAUCUGCAAAAGUAGUAGACAUGGCCAUACUAAGGGAUUCUGGAAGUAAAAAAAUGACUCGUCAAAUAUCAACAUCAUCUUCAAGUACAAAUUCUGAUUAUGACAGCCCUAAACAAAGGCAGAUAGAAUUCGAUUCUGAACAAGAUGAGUCCACAACAAAAUCAAAAUAUGGUUUAUCAUCUAAAUAUUUAUCAAUUGCAACAAAAACAUACCUUGACAAAUUUCAAUUAUAUUUAGAUAAAAAUAACAGGACUGAGUCUUCUUGAAAGACUUCUUUAUUGAAGUGUAUUUUUGUACUGUGAAUGUUUAAGCAAGUGUGAUUUAUGAUUUGUUAUGGUAACAAAGCUAAUUUAAAAUGCAUUUUAUUAAAAUAAGUAUAAAAUAUU